GGACCGUCGGCGCGGGGCCUGUGCGGGCCGCUGCGGGGCCGCCAUGAGGGUGAAGAUCAAGUGCUGGAACGGAGUGGCCUCCUGGCUGUGGGUGGCCAACGACGAAAACUGCGGCAUCUGCAGGAUGGCGUUCAACGGCUGCUGUCCCGACUGCAAGGUGCCCGGGGACGACUGCCCGCUGGUCUGGGGCCAGUGCUCCCACUGCUUCCACAUGCACUGCAUCCUCAAGUGGCUCAACUCCCAGCAGAUCCAGCAGCACUGCCCCAUGUGCCGCCAGGAGUGGAAGUUCAAGGAGUGAGGGCCCGGCUUUUUCCCACUGGAAACGUUGCCGCUUUUUUGUGGAAAACUUAGAAUUCUUCAUUAAAAAGGGGGGCGCGUGGUCCGCCUCGCCCUCACCCGG
Molecule: messenger RNA, 400 nt
Organism: Tachyglossus aculeatus (Australian echidna)
Lineage: Eukaryota; Metazoa; Chordata; Mammalia; Monotremata; Tachyglossidae
Gene: ANAPC11
Product: anaphase promoting complex subunit 11
Exons: 3
Coding region: 44-298 (84 amino acids)
Biological process (GO): protein ubiquitination; positive regulation of mitotic metaphase/anaphase transition; anaphase-promoting complex-dependent catabolic process
Cellular component (GO): anaphase-promoting complex; nucleus
Molecular function (GO): cullin family protein binding; zinc ion binding; ubiquitin protein ligase activity
Source: RefSeq, a predicted model, not a curated record